CUUCUCAUUGUUCCUUGUCAAUCAGCGCGCGCCGAGUGUACGAAAGGCUGGAAAAUGAUGCUAAGGCCCUGUGGCGCUAGACCAUGUUUACCUCAUUUGUGAGCCGCCAGGCGAACCGUAUUACUUGGCGCGAAUUAUGGAGUUUCUGCCCUCCAAGAACACCGCCUCGGGCCCGAUCGAGGCGUUACGCGUGAAUUGGUAUUACAGACCACGUGACAUCCAACGGAAAGUCGCAGAUACGAGAUUGGUUUUCGCAUCCAUGCACUCCGAUACUUGCCCGCUCACUUCCCUGCGCGGAAAAUGUCAAAUCUCGCAUCUGUCAGAAAUCGCAGAUUUCGACGAAUACAGGAAAACCCGGGACUGCUUUUGGUACGAUAAAAUGUUUGACCGUUACAUUCACCGCUACUACGACGUGAUUCCCACGAGUAAGGUCAUCAACGUCCCCGGAAAUGUUAAGAAAGUCUUGGAUGAACGGUGGAAGUUUGUUCUGGUUGAGAUUGGUCGACGGAAGGAGUUGACCAGUGCCGUCAAGACGUGCAAACGGUGCAGUCUGUAUGCUGCAAAUACGGACUCGGUGGAUUGUGCUGUCUGCCAUAACACCUAUCACAUGUACUGUGUUCGACCUGUUUUGACCAAGAAGCCUGCCCGAGGGUUUGCCUGGGCCUGUGCAGCAUGCAGUCGAGCUCAGGAACGGAAGCUGGAGGCACGGAAUACCCCCUUGCUCGGCGAUACGCAGCAUCCCGAAGGCGAAGAAGAGGUCGUUGAAGAAGAGGAGGAGGACCCGAACGCCGCAGCGAACGGUACCACGGGCAGCACCCCAGCUCCUGUCGAAGAAGAGGUUCGACCAGCCACUGAGGAACAAGUGGCGCAGGCCAGAAUGUGGCCUUACCGCUAUCUCGGGAUCCACUGUCGGGUUGAAGACGCUCUUGAUUACGAUGACCGCAUAUAUCCACGGGCCAGUUCUCGCCUGGGGCCUCGGCAUCAAGCAAUGGUGAUUCCAUGGCAGGGUAGGCCCGUGGAGUAUGUCAAACCGAUCGAUAUCAAGAAAAAAUAUUUGAGAGGUUCGGGCGGCCGAAAGGAUUCUAAGCUUUCAAAAGAAACGCUUGCCGCAAUCGAGGCUGCGAAACAAGAAAAAGCGAACCGCCCUAAAUGGGUAAUGGAUGAGCCCGUGGGAUACGUGCGUCGCGGUGAAGAUGAGCCAGUCCCAGUGGCUGGCAAGCAAAUGCGCACCGCCGAACUAAUGUUCAAGAUGCCUACUGCAGAGCAGAUCCCUUCCCGCGGAGAAGAUGACGUACCAGGUGCCGAUCUCAGCCUUGCGGACAGGGAGAAGUUCAUCGAUGAUUAUAUGGAGCAAGCCAAGGCCUUGGCUCCUGACUUGGGAGUUGAGAAAUAUUCCACCAAUUUUCUCGAUAAAGCUCUUGAGUUGCUUUAUGCAAACAGCUUUGACAUCAAAGCGGCUCUUGGCAAAUUGAAACAGGUUAACAAAUACAAGGAUCUCAAAGAACCUCACCUGCGCCCUGAAGAAGUGAAGUUGUUUGAACAAGCAGUCGCGAAAUUCGGGUCGGAGCUACGCCAUGUUACAAAACACGUUGGGACCGUGCCACACUAUCAGAUUGUCCGGUUCUACUACAUGUGGAAAAAGACGCCGCGAGGACGCCAGAUCUGGGGAACAUACGAAGGUCGGCGGGGGAAGAAGGAAGCCAAGCGACACAGCGCUGCGAAGUUGGUGGACGAUGUGGCGGAUGAUCAGGAUGAUUCAGCAUACGACAACGACAAGGCUGCUGAAAAGAAGCGUGGAUUCCAGUGCAAAUUCUGUUCAACUCGGACUUCACGGCAGUGGCGGCGCGCGCCGGGAAUCCCGCCUGGCACCACUACACCCAGUGAACCCCCAUCCAAGCAGAAGGACAAGGGGCCACCGCUCACUGUGGCUCUUUGUUUGCGUUGUGCUCUGCUGUGGCGAAAAUACGGCAUUCAGUGGGAGAGUGUCGAUGAAGUCGCUAAGAAGAUCGCCCAAAGUGGUAACAAGUCAUGGCGCCGUCGCGUAGACGAAGAGCUUCUGACUCAACUUCUUCUUUCGACCGAGACCCCAAUCAGCAUCAACAGUGCAACUGCAGCUACAGCGGCCUCAAUCGGUGUCCCGGUGAAUGCUAACCCCCAGGUACAACAAGAAUCCACAAAGAAGAAAGGACGAAUCACGGAGAAAGAUAGCACGGCAACCUCCACAGCAACCUCUGUUGAGCCGCCUGCGUCAAAGAAGAAACCCCCGACUGAGAAAGUACCAGAACCUCCGCCAAUCAUGCCCGAUCCUCCGAAGGCGAAGACUCUUCCCUGCGCCAUCUGCAAUAUGAUGGAGCCUAUGGGCGAUCAGCACUUGUCUUGCCGAGAUUGCCGAUUGACAGUUCAUCGCAGCUGCUACGGUGUCAGCCCGUCCCGUAACUGCGUCAAAUGGCUUUGCGACAUGUGCUCCAAUGACCGAGAUCCAACAACCUCAACUCGCUAUGAAUGCGUCUUGUGCCCAGUAACGUGGACUGAACAUGAAUUGAUGGAGGCGCCGAGAUCGACACAUAAGAAGAAGACUGAACGCGACCGUGAGAAGGAGAGGCUCGAAAAAGAGUUACUUACCGAGGCCAUCAAGCUCUACCGACAGCGGCAGGAGGAUGUAGGUAAGCCAGUUGGGCCGCGCGAGCCGCUCAAGAGAACCGCUGGGAAUAAUUGGGUUCACGUCGCGUGUGCCGUCUGGACACCAGAGAUCAAGUUUGGGAACUCAAAGGAGCUUGAGCCAGCCGAAGGCUUCGUACUUAUUCCUCCGGAUAGGUUUCGUGAGGUAUGUAAAAUCUGCAAGACGGACAAAGGCGCCUGCGUGCCAUGUCAUUAUAGCAACUGUAAUGCCCGUUUCCAUGUCGGAUGUGCAUUCCAGGCGCAGUACAAGUUCGGCUUCGACAUCACACCAGUAAAGAGCUCCAGGAGGGAUACCGUGAGCAGUGUACGACUUGGUGAUGAAUAUGGUUCUGCUUCUGCCGGAAUUUGGUGUCCCCACCACACUGUCUCUGCUGUUGUGCAUGAGAUCGGCGAGCCAACCGAGGAUGAAGGCUUGAAUGCGCUUCAGCGCUACGUGCAAACCUACAAGCAAGCGGAUUUGAGCUUGACUGGGACUGUUCGAAGAGCCAACUACAUGCAACAGUCUGUCAGUGCAUCGCAUCACUCUACAACGAAUCCGGUGAGUCGCCGGGUCUCGGCCGUCAACGGUGUGAUGCCUCUGUCAACGACUACCAGAGACAACCACAAAGUUAUCCCGGCAUCACCUGAGCAUGCACCGGACGAGAUGAUCAUCGACUCGGAAAACCAUGUGCCUCGCCCUGCCACCGACACAACCUCCGCUCGGAAGUGUGCUCGCUGCUCGAGUACCUGCACGCCCAAAUGGUGGCCGAUCGAGAAAUCGCGACGGAAUACCGACCACCGGACGCCUCUCUUGAAUGGAGCUGGACUCAAUGAUUCAAGAUAUCCCAGCGCAGCCUCGGCCAGUCCUCCGUACCUCUCCCGCAAACCAUCACAAACCGGUCUGCCAAGGCUGAACGGCGACUACGCAUCCCCGGGCAAUGGCACGGUAUCAAGCGACGGGUCUGAGGCGCUUCUGGAAUGUCACAAAUGUCAUCUCAAGAAGCCGGUAUCUCAGCCGUCGCCCGAACCUCGACCAUCGCCGUACUCAGCAGCUUCUCGACCAGCUUUGCUGAAUCCCACGAUGCGCGAGUUUCACGCUCAUCCGUAUGGGCCUGGACCUCACCAUGCACACCCAGCCCAGCCUAGUGUGCUUGCCAGACCUAUGGGGACGCCUUCCCACAGUGUGCCCGACUGGUAUGAACAGCGGCCCGCUGAAUACGCGGAAGGUAGAAUGCGCAAUGGUCUGCCAGUCCCAGGGUAUCGCGGGGGACCUCCAGCCCCGCCAGCGCAUCACAUCAACGGGUACCAAUCGAGCCCAGCGCACCAUGCUCCCCCUCCAGCCCCUCACUAUACGGCAGGCGCGCACCCUCCUCCGCCUCAGCCCUACUCCGCCCAUCAAAGUCCCUACGGACCGGCGUCGAUGCUCUCGCCACGGCCGGCGCACGUUGCAGGGCCCCGCCCGUACGCACCUUCGGCUUCACCGCCCGAUAUUCAGGCCACGAUGGUUCGGCACUCGCCCUCCCAUACGCUUAGCGCGUUGAACGGAGGCCCGCCACCGCGGGUUUACUCUGUUGAUCGAGUUCUCGGGGCAGCCGCCCAGUCACCUCCGGUGUCCCAAGUGCAUCUCGACCCUCGAGGACCCACUCCUCCUACCAAGUCGGAUGAGAUGCCCGCAGUUGGCGGGUCGGGUUUGAUGAACACCAGUAGACAAGGGAACAGUGGUGGGACGAAUGGAGGCUCUGGCGCCAGCGCCAGCCCUUCCUUGAAGAAUCUACUUUCCUGAUAGCACAUGCGCGGACAUUUUGCCCUUCACUUGGGACGCCGCGAUGGAUCCGCGAGAUCAUGUAUCAUAGUCUUGUUCUUUU
Molecule: messenger RNA, 4523 nt
Organism: Aspergillus saccharolyticus JOP 1030-1
Lineage: Eukaryota; Fungi; Ascomycota; Eurotiomycetes; Eurotiales; Aspergillaceae
Product: DNA-binding E3 ubiquitin-protein ligase SNT2
Exons: 2
Coding region: 137-4441 (1434 amino acids)
Biological process (GO): histone catabolic process
Cellular component (GO): Lid2 complex
Molecular function (GO): ubiquitin-protein transferase activity; chromatin binding
Source: RefSeq, a predicted model, not a curated record